CUCACAUCACACAUGUUAUUAUUAUAGUAUUUUCUCAAGUAGUCAGAGGUGAUAAAUCUCCUCACCUGUAUAACAUGUUCGAAAUUAGGUACUAUUAUAUAAUUCUCACCAUAGGAAAAGAGUGCAAAAUCUGAUCCAUAGCUGCCUGCAAUUCAACAAUCUAGUAAAGCCUGGAACAAUAUUUUCGAAAAACCUAUACAGUCAUUUGAAGCACAUAAAAAAACGUGCUUCGAUCGUGUGGUUGGCCAUCACCAUAAAUGCAGUUUUUUAUGGACUGCUGCCAUUAGCCAUGCCAGGACGACAUCUACCAGAGGACAAUCAAGUAAUAUAUGGUUUGGAGCCAAUGUUUGAAUCGCCGAAUUUCGAAAUUGCGUACGUCGUGAUGGGCAUUUGCGUAUAUAUCUGCGCUCUUUUCCUAGCUAAUGUGACAGCACUUAAUUUGGUUAUUCUUGGAUAUGUCGAGGCACAAAUGAUAACCCUCAGUAUUGAGCUUCAAAACUUAUGGAAAAACGCCGACUCCUUUUGCAAAACUCAUGCACUAUCGUAUAUUCAAGACGAUGUUACGAAGAACAAAAUUAAGAACAUUUUUACGAACGAAUGUUUGAAAGAUAUAGUUCUAUUUCAUAUACAUAACGUUAGUAUUAUUAAAGAGUUUGAAGAUGUAUUUCGUGUUACAAAAGCCAUAGAAUUAAUGUGCAUUAUAUUUUCAAUUGUAACUGAAUUGUUAGGUGGCAUCGAAAACACUUAUCUACAAAUGACAUGUACGUUUGUGUUGAUAUUUAUAGAAAGUCUAGCUGGACAAAAAUUGAUGGAUGCAUCAUGUAUGUUCGAAAAAGCCGUCUAUGAUUGCAAUUGGGAAAAUUUCGAUAGGAGUAAUAUGAAAAUUGUGGCGAUAAUUUUGCCGAGCGCUCAAAAGACUUUGAAUAUAACGGCUGGCGGUAUGACCGUACUGAAUUUUACUUGUUUUCUUUCUGUAAUAAAAUUUAGUUACUCGGUAUAUAAUACUCUACGAUUGAAGGUUUGAAAAUAAUAUAUGUGUACUAGAAAUGUAAUAAUAAGUACUAUUAAUCAGCAUUUUAUAUUGGAUUUCGAAACUUUUCUUUUGAAAAUGUGUAUUUAAUAAUGUCUAUGUCCAGUACUAGCAAUUUAAUAGGCACAUUUAUAAGGUAUAAUUAGCAAGAACAUUUUCAUGCCCACAUAAUUUAAAAUUUCUAAGGCAUUUUUUUAAAAUACUACUUUAAUAAGAUAAUUAUAUACUUGUAUGUGAAGGUCCUAGGUGGUUCUGUUGAUAUUUUAGAAAUUCCCUGCAAUUGGUAUUUAUUAAAUGCUUAUUAAUAAAUAUGUAGUUUGUCACAAAUAUGCAUAUAAACUUUAAGGGUUCAUUCAUGUAAAUUUUAUACAUAUGGUGCUCUCAGCUACUUGCUUAGUACUUAGGUCAUCAUAGCCACCAAUAUGUUUCACUACUUAAGAUACAUAUAAUAACAAAUAGACAACCUGAAUUUCCCUUAAACUAUUCUUAGCUACAAAUAUUACUGAUGAUGUUUUAUUCUAUAUAGUAAUUACAACUAUAAAGUGUU
Molecule: messenger RNA, 1577 nt
Organism: Pieris napi
Lineage: Eukaryota; Metazoa; Arthropoda; Insecta; Lepidoptera; Pieridae
Exons: 2
Coding region: 290-1024 (244 amino acids)
Biological process (GO): sensory perception of smell; detection of chemical stimulus involved in sensory perception of smell
Cellular component (GO): plasma membrane
Molecular function (GO): olfactory receptor activity; odorant binding
Source: RefSeq, a predicted model, not a curated record